GUAGCUCUAGUUGGACUUGCUAUAGCUGUUCUGACUUUACUUGUUGCAAUGAUACCCCUCCUCCGGUGCCCACGGUUCUGCCGGUGGGUGUCCUCGGUCUCAGUGUUAUCCUCCGUCGAGGUAUGCCCGCCCCCUUAAACAUAUUUUGUGUAUGAAUUCUCAGUUUUGCAAUACUGCACAGAAAGCUCUCAGAAUUACUCUUCCAAUCUCUCUGCCGGCCCCUAUUGCUCCUCAGGGGGACUCAAGCACCGUCCCAGUGGCUGAGAUCCUUAUACCCGGCCCCGUCUUGAUAUACAAUGACUUUUCCCAUACUCACUUUUUCGGCACCUACCCCGACACUUUCUCGCACGGAAAUAAUCACAUCGCCCGGGAAGAUUUUAGAGUGCCGCAAGUGUGUGUGGAGGAAUCGCUAGGGGUGAGAAGACCUGAGCCGGUAGUCACCUGGCGGUUCCGGUAGGGACAGACGUUUUGUGUGGCUAUGGGGACCAUAAUACUCCGAUCUCAUGUGAGUAAAAGUUUAUCUAACGCCUUUCCCUCCACGUUCGUUGCCGCACGUGCACGAUAUCUGUUUACUUUAACAUUUCUAACAUUUCCUGUCAAGUAGCUUAAGUAAAUCACGCCAUCUAUGAAUCUAUGACUGCUUGUCGGAAAAGGGCAAGGCGUUCGCGGGUUGGUUGUUUUCCAUGUUGUGGCGUUGCUAUAGUACUUUGGAAAAACAUGAUAAAAUCACAGCACGAUGUAAAACACUUGCGCUGGUUCCUUUG
This is a messenger RNA of Tuber aestivum (summer truffle), 764 nucleotides long. The record is from the annotation of a GenBank genome assembly. NCBI's taxonomy places the organism in Eukaryota, Fungi, Ascomycota, Pezizomycetes, Pezizales, Tuberaceae.